AUGAGUGACGAUCCGCGGACUCCUUGCAAGUUGCCGCACCUGGUCUGGAUAGGGUUACAGGGGGUGAAAGGGCAAAGAGAAUGGUCAGAUGGAUCUCCUGACGAUUAUAUACCUGCCGAAGGAAAUCAUUAUCUUUACUGGGCGUUUUGCCAUGAUGUGAUCGGAGAUCCAGAACAAAAGAAGAUUACUUUAUAUUUAUUCCCACCGGCUCUCUGGGCAUCGAAAAUGGCACAUUAUAUUUACCGGGAAAAGGAAACAAUUGAAUAUCAUUCACAGCCACAGACAUGGUUCUGCAAUUUAGCAUCAAGUCGAAACCAGUUCCAACUAGUUCACAAUGAUGGUGAUCGAUUGAUGAUGAGAAGCGAAUUGCAGAAAGCUUUUGAUGUAGCCAAUGUGCCAAAACGUUUUGCUGAUCAGGUUCUUUUUCACAUUGUCUACUCGGAUACAUCACACUCAAAUCAUGACGAGACUCGCACCAAACAAUUGAAAGUCGAUAUGGAACAAAGUCCUCAAACAAUGGAAUAUUUCAAUGCUAUCUAUUACAAGGAUUUUGAGUUGCUUGGUUAU
Molecule: messenger RNA, 567 nt
Organism: Mesorhabditis belari
Lineage: Eukaryota; Metazoa; Nematoda; Chromadorea; Rhabditida; Rhabditidae
Source: the annotation of a GenBank genome assembly